UCCUACCAUGAACGGCAUGAACUAGGGUUACUGGUUAGUGCAAACCUGCAAAAUGUACAAAUGUGCAAUAAUGCAUGUGGUGCACUCGGUGGCUAUCGACAACAACAACAAUAAAUACKAAGUACUAACAGAGUAACAGACAACAGUCGUCAACAACUUACUCCGCCGCGUUCGCUACCCGUUUUAACGCCAAAAACUAAAAAACAGCGCGCAAAUGGCGGGGUUGUCGAAUCUCCGCCUCGGAAUAACUACAUCGUGUAUGGGAUAAAAUAAAAUCGCGUGUGCCACCCCCAUUAAAAACAAAAAAAUCCCCAUACAAUGAGCAUUUACAAAAAGGUUGACUUUUACGAGCUGUGUCGGCUGUGCAUGUGCGUAGGUGGUAAGAAACACCAUUUAUUCAAGAGCCAAGAGAGCAGCGAUCGGCAACUACAGUUCAAACUGAAAAAGUGUAUACCCCUGCAGAUCAAAGAAACUGAUAAUUUACCAAAAGGAGUAUGUGAAAAUUGUAUAACAAAAAUGGAAGAAUUUUAUGAUUUUAUAGACCAAUGUGUAAAUACUGAAUCUAUGUUAAAAAGUUACUGUGCAACUUUAAGUGUUUCCGAUCAAGCAAAAUGCCAAGGAAAAGUUUAUGUGCGAGAAUCUUUAGAAAAUGAUUCUUCAAGUACUAAGAAAAAUGAUAGCUCUAACCAUUCAUCAUCUAUUCAUAUGAUUCAAAGUCUGUCUAAUCUUGUUCAAUCUGGUUCAAUACAAAUAGUUAAUGAUAUAAACAGUAGAUGUCAAGAUUUUUGUAAAUAUGACAAUAUGCAGCAAGUUAUAACUAGUACAACUAAUGGAGUUGAAUCCAUGAAGUACAACUAUACAGUUGCCAAUAAUUCAAAUCAGUCGCUUCAAACAGAUUCAUCUAAUGAAGAAAAUGAUGCUAGUGAAAAUGUUCAAACUAUUUAUUCUAUACCUGAUAUUCCUAGUUCAGAUAAAGAAGAUUCUGAAAUGAACAUACAUUCUUUAAGUUAUGUGACUCCAUUAACUGUUGAACCAGAGAUGCUUCAUUUUCAAUUUAAUAAAUCUGAUAAUGAUCAAGAUUCAGAUUUGGAUAAUAGUAAGUCUAGUGACAAAACUUAUAUGAAUGGGUUUUUACCCACGGAUGGAGCUCUUGCAUCUUGCACUGCAUGUGGGAAAGUAUUAGAAUCUGAGGAAGAAAUUGUUAUGCACAGUCAGAUGUGCAAAGCUAUUAAUAACAGAAGUGUUUCUAAUUUGCCGACCAGAAGUGCUAGAGAUAUGAUGCCUCCAAGAUUUCCUUGUGAUAUCUGUGAGAAAAAAUUUAAAAGAAAAGAGCAUUUAAUUCAACAUAGAAAACUUCAUACUGGGGAACGACCAUACAGUUGUGAGACAUGCUCUAAAUCAUUUAGCCGUAAAGAACAUCUUAUGCGUCACAUGUUAAGUCACACAGGUCAACGAUUGUAUGGAUGUGAUUUAUGUCAUAAACAUUUUAGUCGUAAAGAUAAUCUUCACAAACAUCGAACCACACAUGGAGUGACUGGUCCUCUAGUCUGUGAAGUUUGUGGUAAAUCAUUUAUUGUAAAACACUAUUACGAUAUGCAUAUGGCGACACAUAAUGAAGUUGAGGAUAAUCAGUUACCGUAUGUGUGUGACAUAUGYAAGAAACGGUUUGCUACAAGUCAAUUUUUAGUUACUCAUCAGUUCAAACAUCAUACAAAACGUUAUACUAAUGAUCUUAAAUCGCAGUCUGGAUCUGUUAUUGAAAAAUUGAAAAAUGAAUUACAGGUUGAUCUACAAGGGAAGCAAAAUCUACCAUCUAAUGUGCCAAAUACAAAUACAUAUCAAGUAACUUAUGAAGAUAAUAAUUUGUAAAUAAUAACAAAAAGGUCUAAAGCCCAAAAUGUUCAGGUUUUCAGGGUGUUAAUUAUGGGUUCCUACAAACACUAGUUUUAGAUUUUAGUCAUAUUAUUUUGUACUUAUAUGUUACAUUUUAAUUAUUGUCACACGACACCAAAUUUUAUGACUAUUGAAAGAAUGACUCAGAUUUUAAGUAGAAUAAUUUUUUUUUAAUAUUUGGUGGUUUUGCCAAUUAUUAUUAUUAUUAUUAUUAUUAAUAUUUUUUUUUUUUGUAGAAAAUCAAAACAUUAGUAAAUUAUGUUUACGAUUAACUUAAGUGCCUUUAAAUUUAAAUUAUAUUACAUAGUACAAUAUAAUCAACUCAAGCUGAGGACAAAUCCUCUUAUAACAUAUCACAGUGUAGAUGGUUGAAUGUUCCAUACAUAUCCACAAUUUGGAUUUUUUAAUGUAACUAAAAUCCUAUUAUAUUUUUUUUAUGUUAAUGAUAGUUAAAGCAUGUACAAAAUAUACCAAAAAACUAUAGGAGAAAUGUUAUUUUGAAACCCAUAAACAGACUGAUAUAAUGCUAAGACAAACUAAGUGAAUUGAAUUGCUCAUUAGAAUUUAAUAAAUGUUGUUUUAGAUUUAUGGUGGUCUUAAUUUUUAUGAUUUUUGUCUAAAAAAUUAUA
Messenger RNA from Diuraphis noxia (Russian wheat aphid), 2522 nucleotides. RefSeq lists its product as uncharacterized. Lineage: Eukaryota; Metazoa; Arthropoda; Insecta; Hemiptera; Aphididae. The record is from RefSeq and is a predicted model, not a curated record. Gene Ontology annotation, cellular component: nucleus. Gene Ontology annotation, biological process: regulation of transcription by RNA polymerase II. Gene Ontology annotation, molecular function: RNA polymerase II cis-regulatory region sequence-specific DNA binding; zinc ion binding; DNA-binding transcription factor activity, RNA polymerase II-specific.